UAUUUUCACCGAAUAUUCUGUUGUGAUGGCUGUGCCGGUAUUUGUUUGGAAAUACGGAAAAACUAUGAGAUUUCAAGUAAAAAUUGCAACAAUGUCUGACGAAAUUACGUGAAAAGUAGCAGCCAUUUUGGUUACGUUGCAUUCCUUGGCCUCGCAACAGUGACGUGUUUAGUUUCCCUGACGGAAUUCCACAUCUUCAAGAGUAUUUUGGUUUUGUUUUCGUCUUGAUUAUUAGAUUCGAUUCUUACCAGAAAUCAAAGAAGUGUGAUCGACGAUGGAGCACGCUCAGCUUCAGAGCUCUGACGGAGCCCAGGUGAUGACCCUAAAUGGUCAGCAGCUGCAAGUAUUGCAGAUGAAUAACACUCCACACAUGAUUCAGGGCCCUAACGGUCAACAAAUUGUUGUACAUGCUGUGCCAUCUAGUGCUCCGGCUAUACAGAUUGGGACACCACAAAUCCAGGUAGUGGCGACACCAAGUGGUCAACAGUUACAACAGUUGCAAGUUGUUCCUAUAUCUAGCAUUCAAGCAGGAGGUAACAUACAGCCGAUGCAGUUAGUCCAGACACCAGAUGGACAGACAUUUAUCUACCAGCCAGUGGCAGCUAGUGCCCAACCCACCAUUGAUCAGCACCAGAUCAUACAUCAGCCUACCAUGAUCAACCUGAAUGGUAAUUUAGUGCAAGUAGCAGGACUCGGCAAUGCGGUGCAGGCCCAGCAGAUCGUCAACCAGCCAAAUCCUGUUGGAUUGUUGAUGGUAAACAACAGCAAUGCUGGUGCGAGCACAUCUGUGUCGGAAGGUGCGUGCUCCUCAACGGCCGGAGAUGAUGAGGAGCCGCUUCUGUACGUCAACGCGCGCCAGUACAAACGCAUCCUCAAGCGACGCGCUGCCAGAGCCAAGCUGCAUGAACAGGGCAAGAUACCUAAGGAGAGACCCAAAUAUUUACACGAGUCGCGACACAGGCACGCAAUGAACAGGAUUCGUGGUGAAGGCGGCCGCUUCCACUCUGGCAGUAGGAAGCAUUACAGGAAUAUGGAGAAUAUGGAGCAACUCACCGACGACCAGAAGAUGCUACAGGACAUCAAGCCAGAUACCGUGUCUAUAACUAUCAUUCAGGAUGAUGAAGGCCAAGAGCAGCCUGCUCAGUGGAGGCGGCUAGCACCGCAACAGACUCUUCAAUCAGCAUAGCAUUCGUCUGAUGAGGGCGAGGAAGACGACUCGGUGAUCGAGUGACUGGCACUCUGAACUGUGCAGUCUCGCCGUCAUUUACAUUGGACUAAUAUUACUUCAAGAUUCAGUGAUAAGUGCUCAGUGCUCAGUGUCCAAUAAAUACGCGGGACGAUCAUUCUGAUCAACAUUCCUACACUAUUCAGGAAAGGACUACUUAAAGGCUGAUGUGAAUAUACUUUGGGUGUUGCAGUCUGACCACCGAGAGAUAGCGCCAGUCAGCACGCGAUCGACAAUCGACAUAAUUUGAACUUGACAUUUAUAUUUGGAGAUAUUUUUAUGGAUUCAUAUGAUUUUCAACAAAGUGGGUUAUGGAUUAAACUUGUCGAUUGUUUUGUAUGAAUUAUAAUUUUUGAUACCUACUACAGUGAAGGGCAAAGUUUUCUCAGUGGUCAGAUUGUUCGAGGCUAGAUCCGUUUCAAUUCAAUUUUAAAGUAAAAUAAUAAUAUAAUCUCUAAUCUAAGUAAAGUGUCGUGAUUUCGGAAUUUUGUUUACCGUUUUGAUUCCAAAAUUAUGGUGUGAUCUGUUUUUAUUUGUUAACUUUUGUUAAUGUUAUAUGGAGGGAAUUUUUCUAAGUUUUAUGAUGAUUGUGUAAUUAUACGUUAUUGGACUACGUUUAAAAAUUGGUUCAUGAUACAACAGUAUUUCUUGAACCCAAACAAUAUAAUUGAUUAUAAGUUUUAACAAAUUAUUAUUAAAUAUUUUUUAAGUAGCCAAAGACCUGGGUUUUCCAAUUAUUGAACAGUUUUCAAGUGUUUAGGCGAUAUGUGUAUGUAUCAUAUGUAAAUAUUUAUGUUAGUGGUAUUUGAAAUUACUGACAACCCUUUUGUAUGGCAAUUUAAGUACAAAAUAAACAUGCACUUACAAAAACUGAGUUUUAUUUAGACUAAAAAUAAGUUAAAAAAGUAAAUAAGUUGGAUUUUUUUAUUGUAAAGAGAUUCACAGUACAUGUUACCGAAUAAAUCAGGUAGAUUAGUUGAUUACAAUUAUAAUUGGCAUCAAACAUAGUUUUGACAGUGUGUGUUGACCAGGCCAGUUGUUGUCGAAAAUG
Spodoptera litura is the source of this 2276-nucleotide messenger RNA. NCBI's taxonomy places the organism in Eukaryota, Metazoa, Arthropoda, Insecta, Lepidoptera, Noctuidae. The record is from RefSeq and is a predicted model, not a curated record.